GAGGGGCGUUUGGAUCAGAAAGCUUCGUAUACACAUAAACGGCAUAAACACACAUAGGCACGCGAUCCGCUGUAGAACAAGUUCCAAACUUUUCUACUUCUCUUUAUGAAAAAACGACAUUUAAUUUAAUUAUUUUCGUAAAGGAACCGACUUUAAAUUAGGGGUAAUAUGGAAGAUGAAAUUGAGAUGAGUGGUACAAGUCCUGUUGUUUUUCCUUUUUGGUUUUUAUUUUUUACGUUUUUUCGCGAUAAUUUUGUUAUAGAGGGCAAAGGAAAAGGGAUCAUUGGGUUUGUUUGUUUGUUCGUUCAUUGGUUCUUUUCUCUGGGAUAAAGAAACCCUAGAUUUUGCUCUCGUAUUCGAUUGUUCUGGGUCGUGGCGGCUUCUGGGUUUCUGUCUUCUCUGUUCAAGCUCUGAAAUUCUUACUGGGUUUUCAAUGGGUAUUGGUUCUGAUGGAGAGAAUCAGAUCACGAGCGGUGGUAACGGCAAAAGGAAGAUCGAGAAUGCGAACGACGGUCUGGCCAAGCCCAAGCGGCAGAUGAAGACUCCGUUUCAGCUGGAAACCCUGGAGAAAGUUUAUGCAGUGGAAACGUAUCCGUCUGAGGCUACGAGAGCAGAGCUGUCUGAGAAAUUAGGUUUGUCGGAUCGGCAGCUGCAGAUGUGGUUCUGCCAUAGAAGGUUGAAGGACAAGAAGGAUGUCCCGUCCAAGAAGCAGAGGAAACCCGCUGAGGUUCGACCGCCAGUUAAUGAACUGCCGAUUGAACCGGUUCCUGAGAUGGACUCGGGAUCCGGUUCGGGUUCUGGGCCGGGUUACAGCCCUUAUUCCGAGUCCCGGAAGAAUUUUGCCAGCGUUAGUAGUAGUUUGGAAGACUAUAAUAAGCCAAUGGGAAGAAGAACCUAUGAGCCGAGGAUGUCUAUGGUGGAGCGUAGAGCUAUUGCCUGUGUUGAGGCACAGUUAGGGGAGCCCUUGAGGGAAGAUGGGCCGGUUCUCGGGAUGGAGUUUGAUCCACUACCCCCCGAUGCAUUCGGAACACCUAUAGAGAUGCAGAAGCGCUCGGUUCAUCCAUACGAAAGCAAAAUAUAUGAGCCUCACGAUGCCAGAUCUUCCCGACAAUCUCUGGAUGAUCCGUCGCCCUUUAGACCAGAGGUGUGUGGACGAUAUUCUGACAUCCGUACUCAUGGUAUGGAUUACGACAUCACACCUACUAGAAGUUCAUCAUUUCUGCAUGGGAAUGGACCUUUACCCAUGUCUCAUGGUAUCCAUGGAAAUGCAUCUCGUAAACACUCUGCAUCUCGGCAAGCCAUGCCAAGCCCGUUUACUCCAACAUCUAUUGAUGAUGAUAAUGACCUGCUAGAGAAAGGGACAUUUGACCUGGGGACAGAAGAUCCUUAUAGUGAUGUACGUAGGAAGGGAAAGAUUGAUGAAGUUAGAUUUCCAAGGGAAAGUGAAACCCGAGAUAGUUGUGCACAAAAAGAGCUUGAGAGACUGGAAAUUCAGAGAAGAAGGGUACUUUCCCCCCCACUUAAUGAAGAACGCAUGAGAAAAGAAAUGGAAAGACAUGAGCGCGAGAGGCGUAAAGAAGAAGGGAGGCUAAUACGUGAAAGACUAAGAGAAGAGGAGAGGUCACAGCGUGAACAGAGACGUGAAAUGGAAAGAAGAGAGAAGUUCUUACAGAAAGAAUCUGAAAGGGCGGAGAAAAAGAGGCAAAAAGAAGAGCUUCGACUAGAGAAAGAAGCAAUGAGACGCAAGAUUGCCAUUGAAAAGGCAACUGCACGCAGAAUUGCUAAAGAAUCAAUGGAUCUAAUUGAGGAUGAGCAGCUAGAACUGAUGGAACUGGCUGCUGCCAGCAAAGGAGUGCCCUCAAUAUUACAGCUUAAUCAUGAGACACUGGAAAACCUUGAACUGUUUAGAGAUUCUCUGAGCACAUUUCCUGCGACAUCUGUGCAACUGAAAAGGCCGUCUGCCAUUUCACCAUGGAAGGAUUCUGAAGAAAAUGUUGGGAACCUUCUCAUGGUUUGGAGAUUCCUAAUAUCUUUCACUGAUGUUCUUGGACUAUGGCCUUUUACCCUGGAUGAGUUUGUUCGAGCUUUUCAUGACUAUGAUUCAAGGUUGUUGGGGGAGAUACAUGUUGCUCUACUGAGAUCAAUAAUACGGGAUAUUGAAGGUGUUGCUAGAACACCUUUUGCUGGGUCAGGAGUUAACCAAUAUACUGUAGCCAAUCCUGAAGGUGGACACCCCCAGCUUGUUGAAGGGGCGUAUGCAUGGGGCUUUGAUAUUCGUAGUUGGCAAAAGCAUUUAAAUCCAUUAACAUGGCCUGAAAUAUUGCGGCAAUUGGCACUCUCUGCUGGAUUUGGGCCUAGGCUGAAGAAAAAAGGUUCAAGAUUGAUCUACACAGGAGACAAGGAUGAGGUUAAAGCUUGUGAAGACAUCAUUUCUACUAUCCGUAGUGGUUCAGCAGCUGAAAGUGCUUUUGCAUUAAUGCGAGAGAAAGGUUUGCUGCUUUCACGGAAGUCAAGACAUCGGUUGACUCCUGGGACUGUCAAAUUUGCAGCCUUUCAUGUUCUCUCCCUUGAGGGAAGCAAGGGACUAACUGUAUUAGAACUUGCCGAAAAAAUUCAGAAAUCUGGACUCCGAGACCUGACUACAAGCAAGACACCAGAGGCUUCUAUAUCUGUUGCUUUGACAAGAGAUGUCAAACUUUUUGAAAGGAUAGCUCCUUCAACCUAUUGUGUCCGAGCUCCUUAUAGGAAGGACCCUGCGGAUGCAGAGGCAAUACUCGCUGAAGCUAGGAAGAGGAUACGGGCUUUCGAAAAUGGAUUUACAGGUGUAGAAGAUGCAGAAAAUGUUGUAAGGGAUGAAGACUCUGAAGGCGAUGCCGAUGAGGAUCCCGACAUUGAUGAAAUAACCACUCCUGCAAAUGCAUCAAAAAGUGCAGAUGAUCUGGGCGAAGAAAUUUUUUUAUCUGGAAAUGGGAAAGACGAUAUGAUUUGCAAUGUUAAAGCAGAUCUUAAGAACGGGAUUGAGAAGGAUUUGUCUGCUCUUCCGUCAAGCAUCUUGAACAACAAUAAUGUAGCACAAACCCCUAACGAGCUCUGUACUGCUGGCAAAGACAAUGGGGUUAGCUGCGUGGAUAACAAGAAUGUUGAGGUUGAUGAAAGUAACGAUGACCAGUCAUGGAUUCAAGGUCUUACAGAAGGAGAUUACUGUCAUCUGAGUGUUGAGGAGCGCCUUAAUGCCCUUGUUGCUUUAAUUGGUAUUGCCAAUGAAGGGAAUUCAAUCCGAGCUGUUCUUGAGCAUCGCAUGGAAGCAGCAAAUGCUCUUAAAAAGCAAAUGUGGGCAGAAGCACAGUUAGAUAAGAACUGCAUGAGAGACAUAACUGAAACUACAUAUGAGCAGAAGUCUCUGGAAGUUGUCUCAAAUGAUCAUUCUGAUCUUCACAAAGUCCCUUCUGAAAGAACCUUGGUUACAAGGGAUACCAAUAUGAGUCAAGAAAAUUGUUCUUCUCAAUACGGGUAUGCUUCGAAGAGAUCACGUUCACAAUUGAAAUCAUACAUUGGCCAGAGAGCAGAAGAGAUGUAUGUAUAUCGAUCUUUACCACUUGGACAGGAUAGACGCCGUAAUCGUUACUGGCAGUUUGUGACAUCAUCAUCUAGAAAUGAUCCUUGUUCUGGGCUUAUAUUUGUUGAGCUACAUGAUGGAAAGUGGCGGGUCAUUGACACGGAAGAGGCAUUUGAAGCUCUCGUUACAUCGCUGAAUAUGCAUGGGAUUAGAGAAUCCCAUUUACGAAUAAUGUUGCGGAAGAUAGAGGGAUCGUUCAAAGAGAAUGUUUGUCACAAGUUUCAGCUUUCUAGAAAACAUUGCUUGAAGGAAACCUGUGCCGAGAAUGAAGUUGCUGGUGUGAAUUCCACUCCUGAUUCUUCGGCUGAAUUUGAUGGGUCAAAUACCGAUUCAGUGGAAACUUCAUAUUCUUUCGGAGUUGAGCUCGGGAGAAAUGAGACUGAAAAGAAGAAUUCAUUGGAACGGUACCAAGAUUUUCAGAGAUGGAUGUGGUCAGAAUCUUGCAAUUCAUUACCUUUCUACGCUAGGAAAUAUGGAAAGAAGAGAUGCCAUCUAAUCUUACAAGAUUUGGUGGCUUCUCAUCUUCCUCUCGGGGUUAGAUUGCUCAAGUCACUGCUCGUUUUUCUCGAGGCAUCUGUUCCAGAUGAGGCUCUUGAAUCAUUUUGGACAGAAGAACAAAGGGAGAACUGGGGAGUUGAGCUAAAUGCUUCAUCAUCACCUGAGGAUCUCAUCCAGGUAUUGACACUCUUUGAGAACGCCAUCGAGAAAGAAUACUUGUCGUCUGAUUUCGUGACGGUGAAAGAGCUCUCGGAAGCUUCUGCUGCUGGUGGUGGUUCAGGACUUGCCCCUGUUCUUCCAUGGAUUCCACGGACAAUAUCAGCUGUUGCUUUGAGACUUUCAGAACUUGAUGCAUCCAUUAAGUAUGAUGUAAAGCAGGAGAAACCCGACCUAACCCCCGAGGAUGAAGACGAGCGGAUAAUGCUACAUUCCGGAAACUCUCCGUUUAAAAGCAAAACAAUCGAAUUGGGAGAAGAACGAGAUGAAGAGACAGAGGUUUUCAUGGGCUCGAGUAAUGGUCGUAACAAACGUGGAAGAGGGAGCUUUGGCCAUGGAUCCAUCAGAAAAACGAAGAGCAAGAAAAUGCGAGCCAUCGGUAGCGGGAGAAAAGCGCAAUCGAUUUCCCUUCAGUUGAGCCAUGAGGGGACUGGAAGAGGGAGAAGAACAGUUAGAAGACGACCCGAGAGGAGAAGCUUCGACGAUAACAACUGUCUGGGAAGGAGAGCUGCCGACAUUCUCAGGCCACGAAACGAGGAAGAAGAAGAAGAUGAUGAUGAUGAUGAAGAAGAAGAAGAAGAAGAAGAAGAAGAAGUGGAGGAGUGGAAAGUUGAAACACCAAGCAGAAUGAUGAUGGAAGGUGUUGAGGAAGGUGAUAAUGGAGAUGAUGAAAGUGACAUGAGUAUGGAUGCCGUUGAACCCGUUGAGUACAGUCAGAGAAACUGGGGUUUAGAUGAUGGUGAUGAUGAUGAUGAAGAUGAAGAUGAUGGCGGUGGUGAUGGUGAUGGUGAUGGUGAUGGUGGUGGUGUACCAAACUAUACAGGUAAUGAUUACGGCGUAGAAUCAGAAGAUUACAGCAGCGAUACGUGAACUGAACUCUUUUUUAAGUGCUUAGAGAGGGGGCUUAAUUAGAAAAUGCCUUUUUUCUCUCUCUCAAUUUAUAUAUUCAUUUGUAACAUUUUUAGCAUAAAAUGCGAAUUUAAAUCAUUCUUUAAAUCUC
Tarenaya hassleriana is the source of this 5330-nucleotide messenger RNA. Its product is annotated as homeobox-DDT domain protein RLT1-like. The transcript has 19 exons. The record is from RefSeq and is a predicted model, not a curated record. Lineage: Eukaryota; Viridiplantae; Streptophyta; Magnoliopsida; Brassicales; Cleomaceae. Gene Ontology annotation, molecular function: DNA binding. Gene Ontology annotation, biological process: regulation of transcription by RNA polymerase II. Bases 434 to 5200 code for a protein of 1588 amino acids.